This is a messenger RNA of Rhineura floridana, 3221 nucleotides long. Its product is annotated as putative ferric-chelate reductase 1. NCBI's taxonomy places the organism in Eukaryota, Metazoa, Chordata, Lepidosauria, Squamata, Rhineuridae. The transcript has 17 exons. The record is from RefSeq and is a predicted model, not a curated record. Bases 222 to 2018 code for a protein of 598 amino acids. Gene Ontology annotation, molecular function: oxidoreductase activity, acting on metal ions.
CGAAUGUUAUCAGUCAGAGCAAGAAAGUGCUUAGCUCUUGCAAGAAGUGCAAUACCGCACACUGACCAGCAGAGGGACUAGGCACGUUCUCAAGGAGAGGCCGCACGGUGGAGAGUACAUCAGAACCUGGAGGGAGCCGGCGCGCCGACCUUGCUCCAGGUAGCCUGUGAGGCGCCUUCGAGUCUUCCUGAACUGGCACGCUAGCUGCACAUCCACGGCCGAUGCCCCGGGGCUCCCGCUUCGCAUCCAGCAGCCAGGAAGGCGCUCUUAUGGGCAGAACCCCAAGGCUGAGCUUUUCCUCUCACCAAAGAAAGAUGGAAAAAUGGACUAGUCUCUUUCUUUUUUGGGAAGUGUUUUCUUCAGGAGUCCUCAGUUUCCCAAGUGGAGAAAUCACUGAGGCCUGUAAUUCUAUGUUACCCAUCCAUGGAGACUCUGUUUCACAGACCUCUCUGCCGCCAUAUGCCAUCUCCAUCUCCAACACUUCAUUUACCCCAGGAGAUGAAAUUACAGUAUCUCUUACAGCGAGCAAUGAUUCCAGUUUUAAAGGAUUUUUACUACAGGCCCAAGCGACUGGAGACAAUGUUGUUGGAAGUUUUCGAAUCCUAGAUCCUAACACACAAGGCCUUGUAUGUAAUGACAUUCAGAAUUCUUCACUGAGUCACACAAACAAGAAAAACAAGAAAAACAUAACAGCAAUUUGGAUUGCACCUCCUGGCGUGGGGCAUGUUGUGUUCAGAGCAACAGUGCUCCAGAGCGUUUCAGUAUUCUGGACUGGAGUUGAAAGUCAAGUUCUUGUAUCUUCUAGUCCUCCAUUUGUUUCAAUUUCACCCGGUUUCUUACAGAGCACUAGUCCUUCUGCAACAAUCUCUACAGAAGAAGGGUGCGGCACCCAGAAAUUCUGUUUCAGUAGCCCCGCUGGCUGCAAUCCACGUGACCCUACCUGUUACUUCAUGUCAUCUGCGGCAUUAGGGAGCAAUGCUUUCAAAUUUGAAAUGAGUGGACUUUCAGAUGGAUAUGUAGCCAUCGGCUUUUCUGAUGACACAAUUAUGGGAAAUGAUGAUGUCUAUAUCUGUGGUAAGAAUGCGACAGAUCACAUAGAGGUUCAACAUGCCGUCUCAACUGGACGUAGUACUCCCAGCCCUAGACCUCUGGGUAAUUUGGACGUUCUAGUGACAUCCUUCAACAAUGGAAUCAUCAAAUGUUCUUUCAUUUCAAGAAAUGCCAUAUCAACUCAGUCAAGAGGCGUUGACAGUUUGUACUACAUAUUUCUGGCUUUUGGGCCAUCAUCUGCUGGGCGGAUAUGGAAGCAUCCAAGGAGACCCUUUAUCACUGAUCAGAAAGUGAACAUUUCAAGCUUUGAAGCACUAGGUGGCACCAGUUCUACACCCUUAAUAAUUAAAGCUCAUGGAGCUCUCAUGUUGAUCGCUUGGAUGACCACAGGCAGUGUGGGAAUGAUAUUUGCCAGGUACUUGAAGAAAUCCAUCAAAAAAACCAUUUGGGGUAAAGAUAUUUGGUUUCAGAUCCACUUUUUGAUGAUGUUGCUAACUGUAGUGGCAACAGCAAUUGCUUUCAUAUUAAUCUUUGUUGCAGCAAAUGGAUGGAGUUCUAGUGCAGGGGCUCAUUCCAUUAUUGGAUGUAUCAUCAUGGCCCUCUCUUUCCUUCAACCAGCGAUAGCUUUUUUCCGACCAUCUCUUCAAAAUAACCGGAGGUUUAUAUUUAAUUGGUUUCACAUGCUGAAUGCAUUCGUCAUCAAAGUUUUGGCAGUCACUGCCAUAUUUCUGGGACUGCAGCUGCUGAGCAACACUUCUAGCCAGUGGAUGGUUAAAACAAUGGGAGGCUUUGUGGGCUGGGAGGUAUUAACAGCCAUCAUGCUGGACAUAAUUCUAUGGUUGAAAAAGAAAGAAAUAUAUGAAGAUUCACAAGCCAAGGUGAAAAGCGAAAUAUUACUGCUGCUUAUGUAUCUGUGUGGCAACCUGGCAUUUUUAAUAGUUCUGCUUGUAGGUAUUGGAAGAUCUUAAUUCCUGUUUGGUAGAAGAGUGAAAAAUUGCUUCUGCUCUUCUGCUUCCCCAAAAGACUUUUUAAAAAUAUUUUUUCCAUGCAAUUUCUGUUUGGGUAUCCUCACUACUUGUUGAAAGGCAUCAACAGAGUGCAGCACUGAAUGUUGUCUGAUAAUGAUUCUAAGGAAAACUUAUUUACAAGUGGAUCCAAAGAUGUCAGAUCCAAGUGCAUGAGCGGGUUCACUCACCUUUACUCCUGACCAUGGUACAUAUGUGGUGUAACUGAUCAACAUGUGCAUAUUUAUAGUAAGGCUUUCUUCUUCUUCUAAGUCAUGGCAGGGGAAAUGGAUUCCCUCCUUUUGUUAUGCUAUCUUAGUCAUCAGUUUUAUUAUUAUUUUAUAUUUAAGGUUAGACUGCACCAUUUUACUCUCAAAUAGACUUUAGGUAUUAGUACUCUCUGUAACUUACCCAAUGCAAACACAAUUAAGUUGCUCUUUCUACCUAACUGAAGGUGCACACCUUCAAGCAUUUCUUUGGCAGUAAACCCCACUGGUUGGUUUGAAAUUUAAUUACUACUUACUAGAAUUGCAAUGCAUGUGUGUUCAGCUGUGUGCAGAUAAACACAGAUCUCUUGCCUAUGCAGACUGCUCUAUUGAUUUCAGUGGAAGAAUGUGAUCGGUGUGCACAUUCCUUGGCAUGAAUGGCUCAGGUCCCUCCAUGCCAAUGAAUGGGAACUUUUGAGGGUGUAGAAACUCAUUCUGUGCUAUGUAGCUCUUGCAUCAAUGAACAAUUGCUGAAUCAUGGCGCAUAUUCUAUUAUGACAGUCCCCAAAUUUAUCCCAUUAUAUUCUGCCAUUAUGCUUUCCCCAUGAUUUUGCUGUCCUUACAUUGCUGAUAUAAUCCAGCAACUAUUGCCAACACCUUGGCUCAUCCCAGGUUCAAAAUGUUGUCAAGUUUUAUAGAUCAGUACCUGUGUUCUUAAAUCAAUAGCAAAAGAAGGAUGUUUUAUAUGCUAAUCAUAUGUUAACUGCAGAAGCACUGACUACAGUACAGUGGGAACACAUUACCCUUAUGCUACUCUUGUGGGCCUCUCUGUAGCAUCAUCUUGGCUGAUGUGGAAAGUGAGUUUACCAACAGAUGAAAGUGGAUGGCAUCCAAAACCAGAAAAAAGAAAAAAGGGGGAACCCCAAGAUGCUAGAAAAAUAUAUUUUAUUCAAUAGCCCAA